GACACUAGAUGCGACAGAACAAAAAAAAAGGUGGCAUCCAUCACAUACAAAGUGAACACAAAGUUGUUUACUGAGGAAGGCUUUCUGCUCAUCUUCAUAACCCCAUAAAUCUUUUAUUCUACACACCUUUGAGAUCACUUCUUUCAAUUUCAUGGAUAAUUUUCAAGAUGGUGCGCGUGAACAUUUACUGUCAGUAAAUAAUGAGGUAAUUAAUGGAUCAGAAGCAAAGAUUCAGGUAAAGGGUUUGACAAGAACACUGGAUAAAGGAAUUACAAUCCUUCAAAAUGUGAACUUAGAGAUACCCAGAGGCAAAAUCAUGGGGAUCAUUGGGCCAAGUGGUAGUGGUAAGUCGACGUUAUUAAGAGCGUUGAAUCGUUUAUGGGAACCGCCUUCUGGUACGGUUUUCUUGGAUGGGAAAGAUAUCACUGGGCUUGAUGUUCUUGAUCUAAGGCGAAAAGUAGGAAUGUUGUUUCAGCUUCCUGUUUUGUUUGAAGGUACAGUUGCAACCAACAUAAGAUAUGGUCCACAGUUGAAAGGAAAGAAACUAACAGAUCAAGAAGUGUACAACUUGUUGACUUUUGCUGAUCUUGAUUCAUCUUUUCUCGACAAGCCAGGCAGCGAAUUAUCAGUUGGCCAGGCUCAACGGGUUGCACUUGCUAGAACGUUAGCCAAUGAGCCAGAGGUUCUGUUGUUAGAUGAGCCAACGAGUGCGUUGGACCCAAUAUCAACCCAAAACAUAGAAGAUGCGUUGGUGAAGUUGAAGAGUAGAGGAAUGACAGUUGUUAUGGUCUCUCACAGCAUUAAACAAAUUCAAAGGAUUGCAGAUGUGGUUUGCCUUCUCGUGGAUGGUGAUAUUGUUGAGGUUCUAAGGUCUGAUGAGCUCUCGGACGCUAAACAUCCCAUGGCAAGGAGAUUUCUUGAACUUAGCUCUUAAUUUGUUUUUAAUGUUUUAUGUUUUGAGAGUCCACUUAUAUCAAGAUUCAACACCACAAUUCCUAUCAUUGUGGUUAUCAGAAUAUACAAUGCAUGUGCACGACUAAAUGUCCACUUAAAGUGAAUAAAUGUUUGUUUGUA
Molecule: messenger RNA, 1074 nt
Organism: Erigeron canadensis
Lineage: Eukaryota; Viridiplantae; Streptophyta; Magnoliopsida; Asterales; Asteraceae
Product: ABC transporter I family member 17
Exons: 4
Coding region: 152-934 (260 amino acids)
Biological process (GO): phosphate ion transmembrane transport
Cellular component (GO): membrane
Molecular function (GO): ATP hydrolysis activity; phosphate transmembrane transporter activity; ATP binding
Source: RefSeq, a predicted model, not a curated record